CUGAAAUAUGCUUCGUCGUCCCAGCGACGGUCACUCUGCUCUCCCCUUUAGUUUUCGUUUGCGGUGGAGUAAAAGUCGGAAAAGUCAAUUAAUAUCCGGCUGCCACACGUCCAGAAACCGAAUUUGCGAUCAAGGUCAAGAUGAGCGAGUACACCAGCAUUCUGCAGCGCGAGUUUCCCAAAAUCGACCACGAGCUGCUCACCUAUGUCGUUGGCGUGCUCACCGGAAGCGAGGAGGACUUCGAAAGCGGCGAUGACAUCUUCGAUGCGGUGGGCGACAUCCUGCAGAGCGUCGACUGCGACAGGUCGGAGGAGAGCGUGCGUACGCUGUGCGAGCAGUUCCUCAACAUCAUGAAGAACAACGAGGUCAACGUGGAGCGGAAGGUUCUCAACGCGCCGGUCAACAUCGAGGAGAUGGCCAAGAACAUGGAGCGUCUUGACAAGGAUAUGCAAAGCAUUUGGGUGGCCAACAAAGACGGCGCCAAUAAAGUGGACUCCAAGAAGCUGGGAAAGGCGGAGGCCAAGCUGCAGCAGAAGCAGGAGAAACGGCAGGAGGUGAACAAACAUGGAAUGAUUCCUGUUGCGGUGAAGCUACAAACGGCCACAGCCUCCCAAGUGACCAACAAAAAGAACACCAAGCUGGACCAGAAAGGGCUCAACCGAUCCAUGGACAUCAAGAUCGAAAACUUUGACUUGGCUUUUGGCGAAAAAGUUCUUCUGCAGAAUGCGAAUCUGCUGCUAUCUUACGGACGCCGCUAUGGCCUGGUUGGACGCAAUGGCCUGGGCAAGACUACUCUCCUCCGUAUGAUUGCCGAGCGACAGCUACAGAUUCCUUCGCACAUAUCGGUGCUGCACGUGGAGCAGGAGGUGGUAGGCGAUGACACACCAGCCGUGGAGAGUGUACUGGAAUGCGAUACGGAGCGAAUGAGACUUCUGACCCGGGAGAAGGAGAUUCUGGCUGCUCUUAACAAUGGAGUUCAGGAUGCGUCGCUGUCCAAUGAGCUGAGCGAGACCUACGCCUCUCUGCAGAACAUCGAGGCGGACAAGGCUGUGGCCCGCGCAUCUGUGAUACUUAAGGGUUUGGGCUUCGACGCAGACAUGCAGCUGCGUCCAACCAAAUCCUUCUCAGGCGGCUGGCGCAUGCGUCUUGCUUUGGCCAGGGCACUCUUCUCCAAACCAGAUCUGCUACUGCUCGAUGAGCCGACGAACAUGUUGGACAUCAAAGCCAUUAUUUGGCUGGAAAACUAUCUGCAGACAUGGGCCACCACCAUUCUGGUGGUUUCUCACGAUCGCAACUUCCUGGACACGGUGCCGACAGACAUUAUUCACCUACAUUCCCAGGAACUGGAGGCAUACAAGGGAAACUAUGAACAGUUCGAGAAGACCAAGACGGAGAAGCUGAAGUCCCAAAGACGCGAGUACGAGGCCCAAAUGGCUCACAGAGCUCAUGUCCAGGACUUCAUCGAUCGCUUCCGAUACAACGCAAACCGUGCCUCGUCUGUGCAAUCGAAAAUUAAAAUGCUCGAAAAACUGCCGGAACUGAAGCCAGUGGAAAAGGAGACUGUGGUCACGCUCAAAUUCCCCGAAGUGGAACCCCUCAAUCCUCCCGUGCUGGCUAUUUCGGAGGUUACUUUCCGUUACAAUCCGGAAGAUCCACUGCCCAUCUUCAAGGGCGUCAAUCUGUCAGCCACAUCAGACUCUCGAAUUUGCAUUGUCGGAGAAAACGGAGCGGGAAAGUCGACGCUGCUGAAGAUUAUUGUCGGGCAAUUGAGCACGAUUCACGGAAACAUUGUACUGCAUCGCGGUCUUCGUAUUGGAUACUUUGCCCAGCACCACGUGGACCAUCUGAAUAUGAAUGUGACGUGUGUGGGAGUUUUGGCAGAACUGUUUCCUGGUCGCCCGGACGAAGAGUAUCGCCGGCAGUUGGGCAGCUUCGGCAUAUCCGGACCACUGGCACUGCAGAGCAUUGCCAGUUUAUCUGGAGGACAAAAAUCACGAGUGGCCUUAGCCAAGAUGUGCAUGGCGGAGCCAAAUUUCCUGGUGCUCGAUGAGCCGACUAAUCACUUGGACAUUGAAACCAUUGAUGCUUUAGGCCGGGCUAUAAAUGCCUUUAAGGGCGGCGUAAUCCUGGUUUCCCACGACGAACGCCUCAUUAAGGUCGUCUGCAAGGAACUCUGGGUGUGUGGCAAUCGCACAGUCAGAGCGAUCGAAGGUGGUCUGGACGAGUAUAAGCGCGAGGUUUACAAGGAAAUCGAAGCUAAUAGUUGAAUUUAAUGUAAUUAUUAAUUACUCUAUUUGUGAAACAGCCUAGCAAUAAAUUUAUAUUAUGCCUGACACAA
Drosophila simulans is the source of this 2338-nucleotide messenger RNA. Its product is annotated as ATP-binding cassette sub-family F member 3. The record is from RefSeq and is a predicted model, not a curated record. Lineage: Eukaryota; Metazoa; Arthropoda; Insecta; Diptera; Drosophilidae. Gene Ontology annotation, molecular function: ATP hydrolysis activity; ATP binding. The transcript has 8 exons. Bases 141 to 2267 code for a protein of 708 amino acids.